Hippoglossus stenolepis (Pacific halibut) is the source of this 1905-nucleotide messenger RNA. RefSeq lists its product as uncharacterized. The record is from RefSeq and is a predicted model, not a curated record. The transcript is spliced from 4 exons. Bases 386 to 943 code for a protein of 185 amino acids. Gene Ontology annotation, molecular function: protein binding. Lineage: Eukaryota; Metazoa; Chordata; Actinopteri; Pleuronectiformes; Pleuronectidae.
AAUUCAUGUCAAAGUUCGCCUUUCCUUCCGUGUGUCCCUUGUAGUGAGUCCUGUUCCUUCUUUUGGUCUGAGUGUUGGUGAGUAGAGCAAGAAAGGGGCCAGCCCCGAGAAACAGACGUGUACAAUCUGGGCUGGCCUAGUUUUCCCUCUACAACAUAUAGGGAAAGUACCAAUCUGUAUUCCUCUUUUGUUGUAUAGAUACUCAGAGCACAGCAGAAAACAGUCAUACACCAAAACGUCCUCAUCACAUACACACACUGAGCUCAGGAAGCAACACACACACUGUCUUGGUGCACAGCAGAGGAAACUGCAGGACCUGUGCAGGCAGUCGUCAGCUCUUAACAUUUGUCUUCAAGUAGCUCUGUGCGCCACUGUCGGUCUAACGAUGCCACAGCGUACCCAGCAUUGCCUCGUCCACGUCCUCCUGCUGUGGAUCACCGUCCUGUCAAUCAUGCAAGUCGUGUUCAUCAUCUUCUACUUCACAGUUGAACGUCAGAGGACAACGCAAAUCCAGCCAAACAACACGCCGUCGUUUUCCUCCAAACAUGACCUCUUGGGAAAAGGGAAAAUGCUAACCUUUCAGGCUUCUGGGAUAUACAACAAGAAGGUUAAAUGGUUGGCGAAGAAUCCAGACGUGAGACCACUCAAGGCAACCUCAGGGGUUCUGACCAUAGAGGAGGAUGGUUACUACUUCCUAAAUCUCCGGGUGACACUGGACUCCUGUGAAAAAGAGUACACAGUGGCUCUGAAGUGUGACAACAACACCCUCCUGCAGGUCAACACCAAGCUGUGCAGCACGGGCCUCCUGGGCAAGGUAGAGGAGCUGUCUGCCGGAGGGACCCUGGAGCUCACCAUCAACUCUGAACCCAAUGAGGACAUUCACAUCAGUGAGUCUGCAACUCACCUGGACAUCAUCUACAUGAAGAUUGUUCGAGAGGUCUGAAUUCAAAAUGCACCCCAACUGAAUUUAAAAUGAUUUAAUGUCAUAUUAUCUCCGCCGAUAAGGUAAUCAUGCCGUGCAGCAGCUCCGGGAUUGGUCCUGGGCUGACGAGAUCACUACGACUUCUUUUCAAAUUCACACUUAAAAGGUCAGCUGUGUGGUAAUUUAGAUAUUUAACAAUAUGAAGUAAACUGUAGGUAUGAGGGGAUCUUUAUACUUUUAUAUUACAUAUUAGAGAAGCAAAGGUGGAUUGUUGUCAUUGCUUCUUAAACAACAUUUGAACGUGUCUUACUGGGCUGUUUAUUAGAAUGUAUUUGCAGUUUAAUACGUGUAUUUAGCUCCAUGAAUGUAUUGUUCUGAAGUGCAACAUCUGGCAGAAAAACUAACUUUUGAAGCCAGACUGUUAUUUGCACAAAUCAUAUCCAGCUUAUUGCUAAUUUAUUACUUGAUAUCUUUUAACCAUGUUAAUUAUAUAUUUAUGUUUGUAUGUAUUUAUGUACAGUAUAUGUAGGGAUAUACAACAACAUUCUUUGGACAGGUGUGUCACUGUGUAACAUACAUACACUGUAUGUACACUGUUUUCUUUAUUAAUUGUUGCAAUAAAAUAUUUAAAAUUGUGCAAACUCAACCAUUUAGCUUGUAAGUGUACAAGAAGAAAGAAAUGUCAGUGUGGAAUUCUUGUUUCUUUUCAUUAUAAUGAUCUUAAGACACUGAAUUUAUUUAUUUAUUUACCAUGUUAAAACAAUAAACACAAUUACAUUCAUUCAUAUUGUUUUUUCAUCAUCUAUAUUUAAAAUGAAAAGUGAAAUGACUUGACAGAACGAACCUGAUUCUCCUUCACUACUCUGACCGCACACCGUGAAUCCUGAAAUCAAAGGUCAUGGUGGUGUAUGUGAAAGGUUUCAUGUUUAACGGUUUUUAUUUGGUUUUGUCAAAGAGUUUCAGCUGUUACACCUGAUAGUGUU